UAAUUAGUACUUCUACUUCAUUUUCUCUGCACCAAAAAAAAUAAAUAAAUAAGAAAAUGGAAGAGGUAGUUCUUUUGGGAUUCUGGACCAGCCCUUAUGUUAUGAGGGUGAAGAUUGCCUUGUUAGAGAAAGGAAUUGAAUUCCAAUACAAGGAAGAGAGAGAUGUAUUUGAAGAUAAAAACAAGAGUGAAUUACUCCUCGAGUCAAAUCCAAUUUACAAGAAAGUUCCAGUGCUCAUACACAAUGGCAAGCCCAUUUGUGAGUCCCUCAUCAUUCUUGAAUACAUUGAUGAGGUUUGGAAGCAAGAACAGCAGUUGUUCUCUGCUGAUCCUUACUACAGAGCCAAAGCCAGGUUUUGGAUUGAUUUCUUUGACAAAAAGACAACUACCUGUGGCAAGAAGUUGUGGGCUAACAAGGGAGAAGACCAAGAUGCUGCAAAGAGAGAGUUUGUGGAGUGUUUGAAACUGCUGGAAAAUGAACUUGGAGAAAAGCCUUAUUUUGGAGGUGACCAUUUUGCCCUUUUGGAUAUUGCAUUGAUACCAAUCACAUGCAGAUUUUACACUUAUGAGAAGUUAUGCAAAUUUAGUGUGGAGGAAGAAUGUCCCAAGUUCAUGGAAUGGGUCAGAAGAUGCAACAUGAGGGAGAGUGUUUCGAAGACCCUUCCUGAUCCAUUCAAGGUCUUUGACUUUGUGUUGGAGGUUAAGAAAAGGUUUCAAAUUCAGUGAGAUCGUUGGGAAAUAAUUUUGAAAAAAAAAAAGCUCAUAACAUUAUUGUUUCUUGAACAUUAUUGUAAAUAUGAGAGUUCACCUUGUUUAAUGGUGGAUAUCGAGUAACAAGUUGCCUUUGUUUCCAAUAUAUGUAACGUUCUCAGUAAUAUAGUUUUAAAGUAUUAAAAUAGUUAGCGUUUAAA
Messenger RNA from Arachis stenosperma, 910 nucleotides. RefSeq names its product probable glutathione S-transferase parC. The coding region runs from base 57 to 725 and encodes 222 amino acids. The record is from RefSeq and is a predicted model, not a curated record. NCBI's taxonomy places the organism in Eukaryota, Viridiplantae, Streptophyta, Magnoliopsida, Fabales, Fabaceae. Gene Ontology annotation, biological process: glutathione metabolic process. The transcript is spliced from 2 exons. Gene Ontology annotation, cellular component: cytoplasm. Gene Ontology annotation, molecular function: glutathione transferase activity.